CUGGGGGAGGAGCAGCAGCAGCGGGUGUUGGUUUGUUUGAACUACAGCUGGAGGAGUAAAGUAACGCUGAGCAGAAAUGGUGCAGUUAUCUAAAGCUGGGAUGAGAGAUACUCUAACCCUGAAGGCUGGACAUCCUCCUGCAGUGAAGGCAGGAGGGAAACGAGUGGUUAAGAAAUGUAGUGAGGAGAGUGGAACUCCGGAUAAAGAAGGCAAAAGAGCAGAAAAACCCAGGUCUCUGACAGUCUACUCACGGAUGCAGCAAAUUGGUAUUCUGAUGGCGGGCCCACUGGAGAAGUUGGGCCACGAUUUCCCUGAGACACCAGUAUCAGUGCGACACAGCAAGGUCAGGCCCAGUGCAGAGAAGCCUCACAUUCAGCGCAACUUCUUCAUCCAGCAACCCCGCAAGUUUUGAGCCAAAACGGCCACCACUGAGGAUGUGGGUAGCUGUAUGUGUGUAACAGGAAGUGUGUUUUGAGGUGAACGAUGCGCAUUAAGGACCUGACCUUUAUCAAUAUCUAAUAUCUGACCUUGUCACUUGAUAUUUUUCUAAGCUUGUAGAUAUGUUUUCUUCUAUGUUAACUUCUUGCAGUCUUGUAGCAGGACUCUUCUGCACAGAUUCAGUGCUUAUCUCUGUGCUCAUCUCUCUGCUUGGUUUCAGUGCAUGUAUGAGCCAUUUAAUAACGCAGAAUGAGAGGUGUUGCUUUGUAACAUGCAGAAUUUAAAUGCCUGUCAACUGGUGUUUUGUACUGCUUAAAUAAAAAGAUGUGGCAUUAUGUAA
Messenger RNA from Astyanax mexicanus (Mexican tetra), 778 nucleotides. RefSeq names its product death associated protein 1b (gene dap1b). The record is from RefSeq and is a predicted model, not a curated record. NCBI's taxonomy places the organism in Eukaryota, Metazoa, Chordata, Actinopteri, Characiformes, Acestrorhamphidae. Gene Ontology annotation, biological process: apoptotic signaling pathway; negative regulation of autophagy; cellular response to amino acid starvation. Bases 77 to 412 code for a protein of 111 amino acids. The transcript has 4 exons. Gene Ontology annotation, molecular function: death domain binding.